Anoplophora glabripennis (Asian longhorned beetle) is the source of this 511-nucleotide messenger RNA. RefSeq names its product acylamino-acid-releasing enzyme-like. Gene Ontology annotation, molecular function: serine-type endopeptidase activity. Lineage: Eukaryota; Metazoa; Arthropoda; Insecta; Coleoptera; Cerambycidae. The annotation marks the transcript as partial. Gene Ontology annotation, biological process: proteolysis. The transcript has 2 exons. The record is from RefSeq and is a predicted model, not a curated record.
GUUUCGGAAUUCUAUUCAUUAACUACAGAGGCUCGAUCGGUUCCGGACAAAGUAGUGUUGAAUUUUUGUUGGGAAAAAUUGGAAGGUCUGACGUGGCCGACUGUAUAACCGCAAUAGACAAGGCACUCGAAACUUUGCCCUGUCUUGAUCCCUAUAAUUUAGCCCUAUUCGGGGGUUCGUAUGGAGGUUUCCUCGUUACCCAUCUCAGUGGACAAUACCCAGAAAGAUUCAAUUCCGUCGUGGCUCAUAAUCCUAUUAUAGAUAUGGCUUCCAUGAAUUUAAUGUCUCAUAUACCCGACUGGUGCUAUGUAGAAGUCGGCGUAGAAUACACCCAACGGGGUAAAAUCGAUAAUGAUAUUCUAAUUGCCAUGAGAAAGGCAUCCCCCAUCGUGCAUGCACAUAAAGUUAAGGCGCCGACAUUGCUGCAAAUUGGUACGAAAGACCUAAGGGUACCUUCGCAUCAGGGAACUGAAUAUUAUUUGCGACUUAAAGCUAACGGAGUGCAUACCAG